Molecule: messenger RNA, 1500 nt
Organism: Mucor mucedo
Lineage: Eukaryota; Fungi; Mucoromycota; Mucoromycetes; Mucorales; Mucoraceae
Exons: 5
Coding region: 276-1466 (396 amino acids)
Cellular component (GO): cytoplasm
Molecular function (GO): electron-transferring-flavoprotein dehydrogenase activity; flavin adenine dinucleotide binding
Source: RefSeq, a predicted model, not a curated record
AAGAAAGAUCACUAAAAUCACCCCGGCAUGACCCUAACUCGAGCUAGAUACAUAAUAUGGGUAAAUGUGUAUAAUCAGAUUAUCUUUUAAAAAGUUCCCAUCAAAACAGGGUACAUUUUGUGUUACAUAGCAGUUGAUUUAGCGCCUUGAGUAUGGGGUGACUGUUAAAUUUGAUUGAAAUACUUUUUUGGUUAUCAGAUUGAAGUUAUUUCUUUUUCUUUUUUUUUAAUCGCUAGAUUUUCCAGAAAUCAAAUUAUUCCAACAUAAAUCACACAAUGGUCUCUAAUAAUACCUCUGAAGUGAAAAAUAUUGUAUUUAUCGGUGCAUCUUGUGGAGCACUGGGUGCUUGUCUCUCCUGGAACGCUGAUCAUGUUGAAAACUACCGCAUUAUCUUGAUUGAAGAAAAGACCCAUUUCAACCAUGUGUUUGCCUUUCCUCGUGCAUCUGUGGUAUCUGGUUUCGAAAAAGAGCUGUUUGUGCCUUACGAUCAAAUGUUUAAAGGAGACGAAUCUGUUGGUAAAGUCGUUCAUGCUCGUGCCACAAGCAUCCAUCAAAAUCAUGUCGUUAUUGACCGAGAGGUGCCUGAAUUCGGCACCAAGAUUGAUUUUGCCUAUCUCGUUUACGUUGCUGGUACCAAAAUUCCCAUUCCCGGUCGCUUGACUGUCAACACAAAGGCUGAAGGUAUCGCAGCCCUUAAAAGUUAUCAAGAAAUUAUCCGUGAGGCCGAACGUCCCAUUAUUAUUGGCGCUGGUGCCGUUGGAUUAGAAUUGGCUGCUGAAAUUAAGGAACACUAUCCUGAAAAGACAGUAACUUUAUUACAUUCCCGUAACAGAUACUUGCCCAGAUAUAAAGUGAGCAUGGAUGUGAUGACCUACAACAUUCUCAAGAAGGUUGGUGUCAAGCAAGUCUUGGGUGAUCGUGUUAUUCUGCCUCCUGGUGGAUUUCCUUUGAAAGUUAAUCCUAUUGAAGUCCAUACCAAGGGUGGAAAAAUCAUUCAUGGCGAUCUUGCCAUCAUGUGUAUUGGUAUGACACCUAAUAGCGGUAUGCUUGCAGAACUCGCACCCGAUGCUAUUAAUAAAGAAACCGGUUUUGUCAAGGUCAAACCAACAAUGCAAAUUCAAGAUGAUAGAUUCCCACAUAUAUUUGCUGCCGGUGAUGUCACAGACCAUACAGAUGUCAAGACAGGUCAUUAUGCCUGGAUGCAAGGUUAUGCCGCUUUUGAAAAUAUCAGAAAGAUGAUUGCUGGUGCCACGCAGGAAGAAUUAGAGCCAUACAAGAGUAAAGAUCUUGCUCUGAUCAAGAUGAUUCUCGGAAAGAAAGAAGCCGUGAUGCAGACGCAUAUGCUUGGUCCUUUAGUCACAGUGGGUUCAUGGAUUGCUGCACGCUCUAUUCCUGAAAAUGUAUACGCCACCAGCUCAUGGGGUUGGUUAAAUGUUCCUUUUGAUGAAGAACAUACCCACUUGUAAAUCCACCAUCGUUUCUUCCUCUAACCCUUGCAAU